This is a messenger RNA of Manis pentadactyla (Chinese pangolin), 3312 nucleotides long. It is a transcript of the gene NCAPH2, whose product is annotated as non-SMC condensin II complex subunit H2. Bases 123 to 1952 code for a protein of 609 amino acids. The record is from RefSeq and is a predicted model, not a curated record. The transcript is spliced from 20 exons. Gene Ontology annotation, molecular function: chromatin binding. Gene Ontology annotation, biological process: meiotic chromosome condensation; mitotic sister chromatid separation. Gene Ontology annotation, cellular component: nucleus; condensin complex. Lineage: Eukaryota; Metazoa; Chordata; Mammalia; Pholidota; Manidae.
GGGGCGCUGCGUGCCUUCCUGGGCGGGGACAGCAAAAUGGCGCCAGAACCGGUGGCGGGCUAAGGACGCUGGCGCCCCCGAAGCCGGCCCUGCGGUCCCGUACGCCCUGGCCCCGCCCGGACAUGGAGGACGUGGAGGCGCGCUUCGCCCACCUCCUGCAGCCCAUCCACGACCUCACCAAGAACUGGGAGGUGGACGUGGCGGCCCAGCUGGGGGAAUACCUCGAGGAGCUGGACCAGAUCUGCAUUUCUUUUGACGAAGGCAAAACCACCAUGAACUUCAUUGAGGCAGCGUUACUGAUCCAGGGCUCCGCUUGUGUCUACAGUAAGAAGGUGGAGUACCUCUACUCGCUGGUCUACCAGGCGCUCGACUUCAUCUCGGGCACAAAGCGGGCCAAGCAGCUCUCCUCCCUGCCGCAAGAUGGUGCCAGUGCGAACGCCAACUCCAGGGCCGUCCGGGACGUGGAGGAUGAGUUCCUGUCACUGGAUGACCUUCCUGACUCCCGUGCCAGCGUGGAUCUGAGGAAUGACCAGGCCCUCAGUGAGGUCCUCAUUGUCCCCCUCCUGCCCAUGGCCCUGGUAGCCCCUGAUGAACUGGAGAAGAACCACCACCCCCUUUAUAGCUGCCAGGGGGAGGUCCUGGCCAGCCGGAAGGAUUUUAGGAUGAAUACCUGCACCCCCCACCCAAGAGGAGCCUUCAUGUUGGAGCCGGUGGGCAUGUCCCCCGCGGGGACACUGCUGCUGGAGAGCCACCAGGAGGCUGGGAGGGCCGAGGAGCAGCCAAUGGAGGUCUCUGUGUGCAGAAGUCCAGGCCCUGUGCUGAGCAUCCCUCAGGAGCCAGGCACCUCUCCAGAAGGCCUGAUGCCCGGAGGCGGGGGUGAGGAUGAGGAUGCAGAGGGGCCAGCAGAGCUCCCUGAGGCCACAGCCCCCGAGGCCCCCCUGGAGCCCCUGGAGCCCAGGAGCCCCCAGCAGAGUGCCACCCAGCCCAGGAGGUGGGAGCUGCAGGAGCCACAGGUGGUCCUGGAGCCUGCGUCCUGGCUGAAGGAGACCCCAGACCCGUGGCAGAGCCUGGACCCCUUUGAUUCCUUGGACUCUAAGCCCUUCAAGAAAGGCAGGCCCUACUCUGUGCCUCCCUGCGUGGAGGAGGCUCCAGGACAGAAGCGCAAGAGGAAGGGUGCCACCAAGCUGCAGGACUUCCACCAGUGGUACCUGGCUGCCUAUGCUGACCAUGCUGACAGCAGGAGGCCCCGGCGAAAGGGCCCGUCCUUUGCAGACAUGGAGGUGCUGUACUGGAAGCACAUGAGGGAGCAACUGGAGGCCCUCCGGAAGCUGCAGACAAGGGAGAAGGCAGAGCGGUGGCUGCCAAGAGCUGAGGCACUGUGGCCUGCAGAGGAGGACCACCUGGAGGAUUCCCUGGAGGACCUAGGGGCAGCAGCAGACGACUUUCUAGAGCCUGAGGCAUAUGCAGAGACCGAGGGGUCAGAGCCUGGGGUAGCUGCAGACCCAGAAGCAGAUGCCAUGCCGGUGUCCCUGAGCUAUGAGCUGGUCCGAAGGAAUGUGGAGCUCUUCAUCACCGCCUCUCAGAAGUUUGUCCAGGAGACGGAGCUGAGCCAGCGCAUCAGAGACUGGGAGAGCACCAUCCAGCCCCUGCUCCAGGAGCAGGAGCAGCACGUGCCCUUUGACAUCCAUUCCUAUGGGGACCAGGUGGUAUCAAGGUUCAGCCAGCUCAACCAGUGGUGUCCCUUUGCAGAGCUGGUGGCGGGCCAGCCUCCCUUUGAGGUGUGCCGCUCCAUGCUGGCCUCUCUGCAGCUGGCCAAUGACCACACGGUGGAGAUCACCCAGCAGCCAGGGCUAGAGGCGGCCGUGGACACCAUGUCCCUGAGACUGCUCACACACCAGCGGGCCCACAAGCGCUUCCAGACCUACGCUGCCCCCUCCAUGGCCCAGCCCUGAGUGGGAGCACUGGGACUGGGGCAGGGCAUGCAUCUCAUUCCACUCCUGCUUCCUGGCUGAUCCAGCCUAAUAAAAUGGUGUUGCCACCCCACUUACUCCUUAAAGGAAACCACACAGCUCCUGCUCUGUGCAGUGAAGAGGGCUGCCCAUCUCCCUGGCAUCCUCAGCAAGUAACCAGGUCCUGAGCCCCUUUCCUGCCAUGGCUUUCUGGUACAGAUCACAGGCACAUGGAUUCAUUGCACCUUUUAAUGACUCGCUCAGUGCAGGAUGCUGCGGAAGGCAGCCAUGUGACGCUUCACGCUGUCUACAAUCUGCUCAGCUGACUUGCCCCGGCCAUAGUAGUCUGUGAAGAGACCAUCAGGGCUGAGCAGGUAGAUGGCGAUGGAGUGGUCCACGAUGUAAUCCUGGUCCUCGUCCUUAGGGCCGGCGCUGUAGUACACGCGGUAGCUGUGGGUGGCCUGGGCCACCUGCUCCACAGAGCCCGUCAGGCCCAGCAGCCGCGGGUGGAAGUCCUGCACGUACCGGGCCAUUGCUGUAACAUCAUCCCGCUCAGGAUCCACAGUGAUGAAGAUGGGCUGCACCAGGGGCAGGCCAGGCUCGGCCUCCAGCUGCCGCACCACCUGCGCCAGCUUCUCCAGCUCAUCGGGGCAGAUGUCAGGGCAGUGUGUGAAGCCAAAGUACAUCAGCACCCACUGGCCUCGGAAGUCCGCUUUGCAGCGAGCCUGGCCCUGGUGGUCCAGCAGGCGGAAGUCCCCCUGGCCCACAGCUGCCUGGCGCAGGGCCUCUGUCCGCUCUCGCUGCUGCCGCUGUUCCUUCUCAGCCCUUGCUGCCAGCCAGGCCCCACCGAGCCCAACCCCAAACAAGGCUGUGACCAGCACCCUAGUUCGUAGCUCAGGGCCCUGGGAUUGGCCCCGCCUGUCUGUCUCUGGGCCCCAUCCUGACAUGAGCUGGUACCUCAGAUGUAGGGCCUUGCCUCCCACGGUCCUAGGGAGGGCUGGGGCCUUGAGCUGAGGAAGCCUGGGCCAAGCUUUGGGUGCCUGAGCCAGCAGCAUGGACCUGUUGCUCCUGUAAAAGAGCAAAGGUGUCAGGAAUCAGAAUGGCCUCUGCCUCUGGGUUGUUCCUAUCACUCUGGAGAGAGGUGCCAGCCCUGUGCUCAGGCUCACAGCUGUCUAUAGCUGUUUGCCUGGUGCUCACUUGAACUCAACUGCUUCACCUCUGAAACAUCAAACUCCAGCUUAGACUUCAAGCAUCCAUAUCUACUUGUCCCACCCUGCACCUGAGCUGACUGGAAGCAUUCGAAGUGCAUGCUUUGUCUGGGUCCCUGAGCAUGAGUGUUUGCAAUAAACCCUGCUUCAGGAGG